AUGGCCAAGGUGCAAAGGGUGCUCCUGGAAGUUAAAGCUGCUGCGUGCUUCCCAGAGCUGAGGUUCAUGAGAAGAGACCUCUACCUCAACAGACCGAGGAGAGGCAGAGGGCAAGAGAGACGGGGGAUCAAAUUUACAGACUCAUUGACUCAUGCUAACAAACACGUCAGUGAGAAGAGAUUUGCUGUCCUGAAGAGAAUGGCUCUUCGUGGAACGGCCAAUCUUUUAGCACCUACAUUAAGCACCGCCUCGGGGGAGCGGGAGCCGGGCCAGGCCUCGUCGCUGCCCUUCAGCGAGGCGCCGUGCGGGGUCACCCCUGCAGGGUCCUUCUCUCUACCCUCCCACCCCUCCACCUUCUCCUCCCUCCAGGUCCAGCAUGCCAGCAAACAGAUCACGGCCGAGAAGCAGUACAAAGGCAUCAUCGACUGCAUAGUCCGCAUCCCCAAGGAGCAAGGCAUCAUCUCCUUCUGGAGAGGCAACCUGGCCAACGUCAUCCGGUACUUCCCCACCCAGGCCCUCAACUUCGCCUUCAAGGACAAGUACAAGCAGAUCUUCUUAGGGGGAGUGGACAGGCACAAGCAGUUCUGGCGCUACUUCGCGGGCAACUUGGCAUCCGGGGGUGCGGCGGGAGCCACCUCCCUCUGCUUCGUCUACCCGCUGGAUUUCGCCAGGACCCGGCUGGCAGCUGAUGUGGGCAAAGGAGCCAGCGAGAGGGAGUUCACUGGGCUGGGCGAUUGCAUCGUCAAGAUCUUCAAAUCUGAUGGCUUGAAGGGCCUGUACCAAGGAUUCAGCGUGUCUGUCCAGGGCAUCAUCAUCUACAGAGCAGCCUAUUUUGGGGUUUACGACACGGCCAAGGGUAUGUUGCCUGAUCCAAAGAAUGUGCAUAUCGUAGUGAGUUGGAUGAUUGCCCAGACUGUCACUGCAGUAGCAGGGCUGGUUUCUUACCCUUUUGAUACUGUGCGACGUAGGAUGAUGAUGCAGUCUGGCCGAAAGGGAGCUGAUAUUAUGUACAAGGGCACAAUUGAUUGCUGGAAGAAGAUAGCUAAAGAUGAAGGAACCAAAGCGUUCUUCAAAGGUGCCUGGUCGAAUGUGUUGAGAGGCAUGGGCGGAGCUUUUGUAUUAGUACUUUAUGAUGAAAUCAAGAAAUACGUCUAAAACUUAACAUCAUAAUGGUAGUUCAAUUGUUCUCCAUCAACUUUUUUAAAAAAAACAUGCUAUUGUGUUGUAAUGGACAACAAAAUAUUUCCUAGGGAAACAGAAUAAAAUUUAUGAGUAACAUAUCUGGUUGAGAUGAGGAUGCAUUAAUUUAAAAAUUGUUCACUACACCACAGUUACAUUUUUGUAUGAAAAUUCCUCCAACAUUUGUAUUGGAACCUGUGUAUAUAUUAUACUUCAAAUUUCAGGUUAUACAUUUUGUCUAGAGACAAGAUUUAGGUGGUCUACACCUAGUUUAAAAUCUAAUAUUGUGAA
Molecule: messenger RNA, 1470 nt
Organism: Charadrius vociferus (killdeer)
Lineage: Eukaryota; Metazoa; Chordata; Aves; Charadriiformes; Charadriidae
Gene: SLC25A4
Product: solute carrier family 25 (mitochondrial carrier; adenine nucleotide translocator), member 4
Exons: 4
Coding region: 1-1155 (384 amino acids)
Biological process (GO): mitochondrial ADP transmembrane transport; mitochondrial ATP transmembrane transport
Cellular component (GO): mitochondrial inner membrane
Molecular function (GO): ATP:ADP antiporter activity
Source: RefSeq, a predicted model, not a curated record